AUGAACCCCGAAGCCCCAUCAAUCAAAGUCUCGGGCCUGAACUACAACUUCCCCGAUGGAUCCAAAGCGCUGAGCCAAGUGAGCCUCGACCUACCUCCGGGGUCACGAACACUGUUGAUCGGAGCCAACGGAGCCGGCAAGACAACUCUUCUCCGCCUUCUCUCGGGCAAGCGACUCGCGCCGACGUCAACGAUCCUGAUCGGGGGAGUGGACCCGUUCCUGCACGGGCUGGAAGGUGUGACGUACCUAGGGAUGGAAUGGGUAUUGAAUCCGAUUGUCCGCAACGACAUUCCCGUGCACGAGCUUUUGGCCUCCGUCGGCGGCCCGUUCUACCCCGCGCGCCGCGACCAGCUCGUCCGCAUCCUCGAUAUCGACGUUAACUGGCGCAUGCAUGCCGUCUCGGACGGGGAGCGCCGCAGGGUACAGCUCGCUAUGGGGCUACUACGCCCGUGGAGUAUUCUCUUGCUCGAUGAGGUCACCGUCGAUCUAGAUGUCCUAGCCAGGAAUAGGUUUCUAAGGUUUUUGAAACAGGAGACCGAGGAGAGGGCGUGCACCGUUGUUUAUGCCACUCAUAUACUCGAGACGGCGGGGGAGUGGGCAACGCAUCUGGUGAGGGUCACAGGUGGCAGGGUUAAAUAUUAUGGCGAGACAGAGGGGGUGAUGGAGCAGGAGGCGAAGGCGAUGGGAGUGCAGAGAGCGGGGUUGACGCUGCUGCAAGUGGUACUAAAGUGGUUGGAGGAGGAUCUGGAGGAGCGAGGACCGCGAGGGGGGGUGAAGAGUGAGGCGGCUAGUUACUCGGACAUGACGAAGGUGGAGUAUGAUAUUGAGGUUUAG
Messenger RNA from Tricharina praecox, 834 nucleotides. Its product is annotated as P-loop containing nucleoside triphosphate hydrolase protein. Gene Ontology annotation, molecular function: ATP hydrolysis activity; ATP binding. The transcript has 2 exons. Lineage: Eukaryota; Fungi; Ascomycota; Pezizomycetes; Pezizales; Pyronemataceae. Bases 1 to 834 code for a protein of 277 amino acids. The record is from RefSeq and is a predicted model, not a curated record.